Rotaria sp. Silwood1 is the source of this 420-nucleotide messenger RNA. NCBI's taxonomy places the organism in Eukaryota, Metazoa, Rotifera, Eurotatoria, Philodinida, Philodinidae. The record is from the annotation of a GenBank genome assembly.
AUGGAAAUCGAUCAAGAAGAUUCAAGUAAUGUUUUUUUCGGCAAUACUAUUCCUGGUUUAGAUAUAUUAAAUGAAAUCAAUUUAGGUCAUGUGGCACGUGGUUCUUCAUUGAAUGCAACAGCACGAUGUUUAGUUCGUACUGCAUAUGGUGAAACAGCAUCAUUUAAUGAUUUAGCUGCAGGAGGAUUUGAUCUUCUUUUAACUUUUAUUGCUCGAAUUCAUCAAAUAAAUGUUGCAUCUGUCAUUGCAGACAGUCAAUCAAUCAAGAACUCUUUACAGCAAAUGAAACACGACAACAACAAAAAAACCUCCUCGACCAGGUCAUCCAUUACAUUAUCAAAACGAGAAAUUUCGACAACAGUUCAACCAUCAUUAUUAUCGAAUAAAGAACAUGAUGAUGAUGACGACGACGAACUUUGA